Molecule: messenger RNA, 2210 nt
Organism: Coregonus clupeaformis (lake whitefish)
Lineage: Eukaryota; Metazoa; Chordata; Actinopteri; Salmoniformes; Salmonidae
Product: cdc42 effector protein 4-like
Exons: 2
Coding region: 353-1390 (345 amino acids)
Source: RefSeq, a predicted model, not a curated record
CGGAGUGGAAAGGAUUGUUUUGUGCGCCACCGCACUACAAACUUGACGGACGUACAUGCGGACAGCGGACCGAUAACUUACCUUAUUGCUGGGCUCGUGGGAAAUUCAUAACACUUCGGAGGUUGAUUUGGGGAUUUAUCUGGACCAGACCUCAACAUAGCUGUUUGAAGGACCACAAUGGCUGUGUACUCCAGACACCUGGAUCUAUCCUUGCCUUGACAACACAAUUUACAAUUAAACCUGAGAAAGACACAAACAUCUCAUAACUCUUAGCACCAACCAGGUGUUUCUUUGUUGAAUCAUUUCUGUUCCUGUGGAGUGUUAUAUCAGAGAGACUUCAUCAGACAUCACCAUGCCGAUCCUCAAGCAGCUAACCUCGAACCAGUCCAAGCGUCGCUCCCGGGCCGACCUGACUGCAGAGAUGAUCAGCGCCCCUCUCGGGGACUUCAGACACACCAUGCAUGUGGGUCGUGGCGGGGAUGCCUUCGGGGACACCUCGUUCCUCAGUACCCGGUCUGGGGAGCCCCCUAAAGAACCAGCUCCAGAGGUGCAGCAGAGCUCCCCUGGACCUGUCUCAAAACCAGGUCUGCUGUCCCGAACCUUCAGGAGCAGCAAGCGCUCCCAGUCGGUGAACCGCGGCGACAACUACGAGAACGCGUUGGCACCCCCUGGUGGCUCGCCAAACGUUGUGAAGAGCGCCAUCUCCCUUCCCUACCUCAACAACGAGGAUGCGGGCAGGAUGGGCGGUGGUCACCGGAUGCCCAAGAGCGUCUCCUCCAGCCCUCUGAAGAAGCUGCCCGAGGUCGACGGAAUCAGCAAACCGGUCAACGGCGCCGCGGCCAUGGACCUGGAAUUCGACGAGCGGAGCUUUGGCGAACUGACUGACCUGCCACCGUCCCAUCCUCGGGGUGGUGGGAUGAAGCACGCGGAGUCCAUCAUGUCGUUCCACAUCGACCUGGGUCCCUCCAUGCUGGGGGACAUCCUCAGCGUCAUGGAGAAGAAGGGCUGGGAGGAGGACGACCUGGGGUACGAGGAGGGGAAGGGCAGCGAGGGCCGUGGGUCACCCCCCAUCAGUCCUCCCACUACGGAGGACGAUGUCAAGGACCAGGUGGAUCUACAGCCGCCAGUCAGGCCCCCACGCAGCAUCUAUCCCCAGCAGAAAAUAAUGUCCGACCCCCCCUACACCCCUCCCAGGAACUACCACCCCCACAGCCACCUGGACAGCUGCUCUUUUUCUUCCUCCGGCUCCGCCACUCUUGAGGAGAAACCACUCAACCACCUGCAGGAGGGGGACACGGACAGCGCCAAGUACAGCUCUCCGGGGGGUGGGGGGGAGGACGACAAAGACUUCUCCUUCAUGGACGAGGACGAAGAUGAAAUCAGGGUGUAAAACAGAACAGGGCUGUAACACCACCGCCACAGAACGUGCUUUAUAAGGACACCAGAACGUGGUUUGCGAGGACACAGAGGGAGACAAGUAUUCUUCAUGGGUUUUUGAAGCUAGUACAAGCCUGGGAGGGAAGGGAAGGGUUGGGAGCACGAUGAAGAUGAAAAACCCCUACAUUUUUACAUAUGGAUCUAUCCAGAGAAGCUCUAUGUGCACACCUUAUUCUGCUAUUACUUCCUGUAUUAGGAUACAAUCACGCACCAUCUGUUACUGAGCCUUAUUCACUCCACUUUGGCUAGGUGUGUGUUAUUGUCCUAUGAGUCCUUUUACUCUAGCCAUUACAGAAUUCCAGUACACACACACACCGCUCUGAGACACCAGUUAUUGGUUUGAGGUUUUCCUUUUGUAGAAAUACGAUCUGUCAUUAUGAUGAUCUAAUCCCAGUUCCAAUACGUCAUCACAGUGUGUUUAUCCUUAUAAGGGGGCAAAUCUCAAGGAUCUCAACCCUCAUAUCCACUCAUAUCAAACUUAACAUAUCCCACCCACACCCCCAUUGUCUUUUCAUCCAGAGGAUUUCCCUUCCCUAACAUAUACCUUAUAGCGCAUUAAUAAGGAAGGGAAAGCCAACCAGCGGUCUUCACACUGAUUGUCACAUUCUUUAAAAGUGGAAGUAUGGAGGUUGACCGAGGUCACUUUUGAUCACACGGCAGUCCUCCUCGAGGGAGGUGUGACGCGUUAGGUGGAGGCCGGGUCAUAUGAUGUCAUGGACUGAACAGUAUGUUUCUCACACAGCUUUGGAGGAAGGAAGAGGGAAAGGGAAAAA